CGUUUCCAGCCCAGCCAGUCCUCGCGCUGUUCAAACCGAGGCUGCUCGCGUUGGGAACACCGACACGCAUUCCACUCGCGCCACGGAACGGGAUAUUUCGGCGAGUUUGGGAAUGUAACUAUGACUAGGACAUGCCAUCCAAGGAUCAUUCGAACGUGAGCCCCGGACGAGGAAUUGAGGUGGAUGUUAAAGUGGAUGACUAUUGUGUGAGAAAGCAAGGAACCGUUCAAUCAAUAAAGCCUGUGCUGAGUCCCUUUCUUGUUUGCUGAGUUCGUUUAAAAGUCCCUGAUUGAAGACGAAGUGUGGACCACCAUAUUCUUCACUUGCGAGGACCAGGGCAGAUAUGUGGCCUCAGCAGGGGCCACAAUGCUUUAUUAGCCCAAUGACUGUGGUGCUCUUUGGGCUGCUGUCUAUCUGCACAUUCCCCCACCUUUCUGGAGGAUCCCAAGAUCCAUUUAGGUCCUUCUUGCCUCCCGACUUGGGUCUAACGCAUUUAGCCAUCCAUAACAAGACAGGGGAUGUGUACGUUGGUGCGGAAAACUGGAUCUACAAGCUUUCUAGCAACUUGACCAAGUUGAGGAGUCAUAUGACAGGUCCUGUAAAGGACAACGAGAAAUGCUAUCCACCCCCAGAUGUACAGGUAUGCCCCCAUGACCUUGCCCCAAACAGUAAUGUGAACAAGCUGCUGCUUAUAGACUAUGCCCAAAACCGACUCAUUGCUUGUGGAAGCACCUCGCAAGGCAUCUGUCAGUUUCUACGACUGGAUGAUCUUUUCAAGCUUGGCGAGCCACACCACCGUAAGGAACACUACCUCUCUAGCGUAGUCGAGUCCGGAACCAUGUCUGGGGUCAUCAUCUCUGAGGGUCAAAUCAGCAAGCUUUUCAUUGGAACUCCAAUCGAUGGAAAAUCAGAGUACUUCCCAACUCUUUCGAGCCGUAAGUUGAUGGCCAAUGAGGAGGAUGCUGACAUGUUCAGCUUUGUCCACCAGGAUGAGUUUGUCUCCUCCCAGCUGAAGAUACCUUCGGAUACGCUGUCCAAAUUCCCGACGUUUGACAUCUACUACAUAUACAGCUUUCGCAGUGAACAGUUUGUGUACUACUUGACCUUGCAGUUGGAUACCCAACUAACUUCUCCUGAUGCCAGUGGGGAACAGUUUUUCACCUCUAAGAUUGUCCGACUCUGUAUCGAUGAUCCAAGGUUCUACUCCUACGUGGAGUUCCCAAUCGGAUGCACCAAAGAUGGCGUAGAGUACCGACUGAUCCAGGACGCCUACUUGGCCAAACCCGGAAGGCAACUUGCAAACUCUUUGGGCAUAUCCGAGCAAGAGGACAUAUUGUUUACAGUCUUCUCCCAAGGCCAGAAGAACCGGGCCAAACCCCCAAAAGAGUCAGCACUCUGUCUGUUCACGUUAACUAGAAUAAAGGAGAAGAUAAAGGAAAGGAUUCAGUCGUGCUAUAGAGGAGAAGGCAGGCUGUCUUUGCCCUGGCUACUCAACAAGGAGCUACCAUGCAUCAACUCGCCUCUCCAGAUCGAUGAUAAAUUCUGCGGGCAGGAUUUUAACCAGCCUCUAGGGGGCACCAGCACCAUCGAGGGCAUCCCGCUCUUCAUAGACAAAGACGACGGAAUGACUUCGGUAGCUGCUUACGAUUACCGCGGAAACACGGUGGUUUUUGCAGGAACACGCAACGGCCGGUUGAAGAAGAUUCUGGUUAAUUCGGUGAGUCCGUCGCGGCCGGCGCUGCUGUACGAGAGCGUCCCGGUGAGCGAGGGCAGUCCGGUGCUGCGGGACACACUCUUCAGCCCAGACCUGCAGUUCAUCUACACACUCACCGACAGACAGGUGACGCGUGUGCCGGUGGAGCGCUGCUCUCAGUACAGCAGCUGCUCUGAAUGUCUGAGCUCCAGAGACCCUCACUGCGGCUGGUGUGUCCUCCACAACAUUUGUUCUCGGCGCGAUCGCUGUGAGAGAGCCGACGAGCCGCAGAGAUUCGCCUCCAGAGAGGAGCAGUGUGUGGAGCUCACGGUCCAGCCCAACAACAUCUCUGUCACCAUGGCCCAAGUCCAGCUGGUCCUGCAGGCCCGCAACGUCCCGGAUCUUUCCGCAGGGGUGAACUGUUCCUUCGAGGAUUACACCGAGAGCGAAGCAACAAUACACGGAUCACGGAUCUUCUGCCUCUCGCCGUCAGCCAAAGAGCUCGUCCCCAUCACACGCCAGCAGAAAGACACUCAUGUGGUGAAGCUGUAUCUGAAAUCGAGGGAAACGGGGCAGAAGUUCGCCAGUGUGGAUUUCACCUUCUACAACUGCAGCAUCCACAGAUCGUGCUUGUCCUGUGUGAACGGCUCGUUCCCGUGUCACUGGUGUAAAUACAGACACUUGUGCACACAGAACGCCAACGACUGCUCCUUCCAGGAGGGACGCGUCAACAUGUCGGAGGACUGUCCUCAGAUUCUGCCGUCCACUCAGAUCUACAUCCCGGUCGGCGUCCCGAAGCCCAUCACGCUGUCGGCUCGUAACCUUCCCCAGCCUCAGUCCGGUCAGAGGAACUACGAGUGCAUCUUCCACAUCCAGGGCGAGACGCAGAGCGUGACGGCGCUGCGCUUCAACAGCUCCAGCAUCCAGUGCCAGAGAACCACCUAUAACUACGAAGGAAGUGACAUCAGCGAUCUUCCCGUCGAUCUGUCUGUGGUGUGGAACGGCAACUUCAUCAUCGACAACCCUCACAACAUCCAAGCGCACCUGUACAAGUGUUCUGCGCUGCGGGAGAGCUGUGGUUUGUGUCUGAAGGCCGACCCCAGCUUCGAGUGCGGCUGGUGUGUUCAGGACAGGAAGUGCUCUCUGAAGCAGGAGUGUGCUCCGGAGGAACAGACCUGGAUGCACGCGAGCGCCGGGAACAGCCGCUGCACGCACCCGCGCAUCACCAGAUUGUCUCCUGAGACCGGCCCGAGGCAGGGAGGAACCAGACUGACCAUCAGCGGAGAGAAUCUGGGCCUUCAGUUCAGAGACAUCCAGAACGGAGUGAGGAUCGGGAAAGUGUCCUGUCAGCCCAUCGAGGAGGAAUACAUCAGCGCUGAGCAGAUCGUGUGUCGAUUGGCCGAUGCCACAGGUUACCGUGUGCAGGAGGCUCAGGUGGAGGUGUGUGUUCGAGACUGUCUGCCGGAGUACAGGGCCGUGUCUCCAAAAGCCUUCACGUUUGUGUCUCCGUACUUCACACGCGUGCUGCCGUCAUACGGACCCAUUUCCGGAGGAACCAGGAUCACUAUUCAGGGCAGCCAUCUGAACUCGGGCAGCGCCGUCUCCAUCAAGAUCGGACUCAACACCUGCCGCUUUGAGAGGCGAAGCGCCCGUGAGAUCGUGUGUGUGACUCCGGCUGGUUUGGGAACAGGAGGGACCCCGGUGAUGGUGGACAUCAACGCAGCCGAGCUCAGAAACCCGGAGGUGAAGUUCAACUACACGGAGGACCCCAGCAUCCUGAAGAUCGAGCCGGACUGGAGCAUCGCCAGUGGAGGAACCCCGUUAACGGCGAUCGGCAGCAACCUGGCCACCGUCAGAGAGCCCAAGAUGAGAGCCAAGUACGGCAGCGUCAGUUCAGUCCAUAACUGCACUGUGCUCAGUAACACGGUGAUGGUGUGUCUGGUGCCGUCCGUGGCGGGGUCCGAGAGGGGUUUCUCAGAGGCGGGCAGCGGGCCGGAUGAGAUCGGCUUCAUCAUGGAUAACGUUCAGACGCUGCUGGUGGUGAACGAGACCUUCAGCUUUUAUCCAGACCCUGUGUUUGAACCCUUCAGCCCAUCCAUUCUGGAGCUCAAACCAGGAUCCCCUCUCAUCCUGAAGGGCAAGAAUCUGAUUCCUUCGGCUGCUGGUAACUACAGGUUAAACUACACGGUUCUGAUCGGUGACAAGCCGUGUGUGUUAACCGUGUCCGAGGCCCAGCUGAUGUGUGAUUCUCCAGACAUCUCCGGACAACAUAAAGUCACAAUCCUGGCCGGAGGUUUCCGAUACUCUCCAGGAACUCUGCAGAUCUACUCGGAUAGUCUGCUGACGCUCCCCGCCAUCAUCGGGAUCGGAGGAGGAGGAGGUCUUCUUCUGCUCGUCAUCAUCAUCAUCCUCAUCGCUUACAAGCGUAAAUCCCGUGACGCGGACCGGACGCUCAAGCGGCUUCAGCUGCAGAUGCACAACCUGGAGUCCAGAGUCGCUCUGGAGUGUAAAGAGGCGUUUGCGGAGCUGCAGACUGAUAUCCAUGAGCUGACUCAGGAUCUGGAUGGAGCUGGAAUCCCGUUCCUGGAUUACUGUACGUACGCCAUGAGAGUGCUUUUCCCAGGAAUAGAGGACCAUCCGGUGCUGAAGGAGAUGGAGGUCCCAGCGAACAUGGAGAAGGCUCUGACUCUGUUCGGCCAGCUCUUGAAUAAGAAGCACUUUCUGCUGACGUUCAUCCGGACGCUGGAGGCCCAGCGCUCGUUCUCCAUGCGCGACCGCGGGAACGUGGCGUCCCUCAUCAUGAGCGCCCUGCAGGGUGAGAUGGAGUACGCCACCGGUGUCCUGAAACAGCUCCUGUCUGACCUCAUCGACAAGAACCUGGAGAGCAAGAACCACCCCAAACUCCUGCUGCGAAGGACCGAAUCUGUGGCUGAGAAGAUGCUAACAAACUGGUUUACUUUCCUCCUCUACAAGUUUCUGAAGGAGUGUGCAGGCGAGCCUCUCUUCAUGCUGUAUUGUGCUAUAAAGCAGCAGAUGGAAAAAGGGCCGAUAGAUGCCAUCACCGGAGAGGCCAGAUACUCGCUCAGCGAAGACAAACUCAUCCGACAACAGAUCGACUACAAAACAGUGACGCUGAACUGCAUUAACCCAGAGAUUGAGAACGCAGCCGAGGUCAGCGUUAAGUGCCUGAACUGCGACACCAUCACACAGGUCAAAGAGAAGCUGCUGGACGCCGUCUUCAAAGGCACUCCGUACUCACAGCGGCCCAAAGUGGGAGACAUGGACCUCGAGUGGCGUCAGGGUCGUAUGGCUCGAAUCAUUCUCCAGGACGAGGACGUCACCACGAAGAUCGACAACGACUGGAAGCGUCUCAACACGCUGGCACACUAUCAGGUAACAGACGGGUCAGCGAUCGCAUUGGUUCCCAAGCAGAACUCCGCCUACAACAUCUCCAACUCCUCAACGUUCACCAAAUCCCUCAGCAGAUACGAGAGCAUGCUGAGGACGGCCAGCAGUCCGGACAGCCUUCGCUCGCGGACGCCCAUGAUCACGCCAGACCUGGAGAGCGGCACCAAACUCUGGCACCUGGUGAAGAACCACGACCAUCCGGACCAGAGGGAGGGCGACCGCGGCAGCAAGAUGGUCUCUGAGAUCUACCUGACGCGUCUGCUGGCCACCAAGGGGACACUGCAGAAGUUUGUAGACGACCUGUUUGAGACCAUCUUCAGUACGGCCCACCGGGGCAGCGCUCUUCCCCUGGCCAUCAAAUACAUGUUUGACUUCUUAGACGAGCAGGCGGACCGACACAUGAUAUCAGACCCUGAUGUCAGACACACGUGGAAGAGCAACUGCUUGCCGUUGAGGUUCUGGGUGAACGUGAUCAAGAACCCGCAGUUUGUGUUCGACAUUCACAAGAACAGCAUUACAGACGCGUGUCUGUCCGUCGUGGCUCAGACCUUCAUGGACUCCUGCUCCACGUCAGAACACAAGCUGGGCAAAGACUCGCCCUCCAACAAGCUGCUGUACGCUAAAGACAUCCCCAACUACAAGAACUGGGUGGAGAGGUAUUACUCUGAUAUCUCGCGGAUGCCUGCGAUCAGUGAUCAGGACAUGAGCGCGUAUCUGGCCGAACAGUCGCGUCUGCAUUUAAAACAGUUCAACAGUAUGAGCGCGCUGCACGAGAUCUUCUCCUACAUCACCAAAUACAAGGACGAGAUCCUGUCGGCGCUGGAGAGAGAUGAACAGUCGCGUCGACAGAGACUGAGGGCUAAACUGGAGCAGGUGAUCGACACCAUGGCUCUCUCCAGCUGAUCGGGACUGGACACCUCCGUGUGUGUGUGUGUGUGUGUUUUUACACCAGGACAGAUUCACAACGCUGAAUGUAGGUGGUGUAGAUUUUGCGUUGUUGGACAAAGACGCUCUUUCCUGCUUUGAAGAGACAAUGAGGACGUAUGGGACCUCUGCUGAAGUCAUGUGACCGUGUCACGAGCCAAUGAUCGCGACGGAUCAAAGGACACUCGAAUCUGAUUGUGUUUACUAUGUUUAUUAUUUUGUACAUAUGUUAUCGACGCUCCGCUUUCUCUGCCACUUGUGUUUCUGCUGAAUUUGCACAGUUUACAGAAUCAACGAGCAACUGCCUCCAUCUCGUGCACACCACGUCCCGUUUCAGGUCAGGAAACGCAACGGGGCGCUUCAUUUAACCUUUACACACAGGUGUGUUGACGAAGGUGAAUUUGACAUUACACAAAUGACAAAAAGAAGGAAAACAUAACUAAAAAUAUUGUCCUGUGCCAUGUUUUAUUUGAAUGUUGUUUGAUGCUAAAAUAAAAAGGGUUUGUGAAGUAGCAAUGUGCUCUGAAUGAAAAAUAAAAUGAUGACAGGAGAAAUAUUUCAUCCAAAAAUGAUACUUUUUUAAAUUUUGACUGAACUGUUUCUUUAAAGCAAAGCUUUAAUCACGGAUUCAUCAGAUGCUCCUCUUGAUUUUAGCUGAAUCAGCUCCCUCAUUAAACGCGUUCAUCCUCCUCGUCUUUCAGCAGAAAUCACUAGGUUUAGUGAGACUGAGCUGAAAUAAAUGAUUGAAAAGGAGGCCGAGUGAAUAGUUUCAGAUGCAUGAGUCAGUGUUUCUGCGGCGUGUCGAUACGAUCGUUCAUCAGGCCUUCAGCCUCCGUGAUCAGAAAAGAGAACUGGUCUUUUGUUUUUAAUGAGAUGGGCCUGAUUGAUUCAGACUCCAUCGCUCGGCUUUCAUUGAUCACUUUAAGAGGAGACAUCUCGUUUGUCAAACUCUGUUGUUUCCUCUUGAACAUGAGAUUCAUCAUUUAUGAGCCAAUGUUUCAGUGCUUCAUAAAGUGGUACGAGAUGUUUAAUCGAUCUUCCAUGUUCUCAAUGAGUCUCUUCUGAAGUUUUUGGCCAGUUUCUCACAUCAGAUUUAACUCGAAGAGCUCGUGAGAUCAACAUGUCGCUUAGAUUUGAGUAAAAAAUGAACAAAUUAAAUUUUAGCUGGUUUACCUUUAGCAUUAAAAAAUUGCAGUGUUUUUCUUCCAGGAAAACCAGUCCAAAAACAUUGAAGAUCUUGUUAUAAGCUACAACAAAAAUUGCUAAAUAAAAGCUAUUAACUGUUUUGUAAAGUAAUGAAAUGGAUCUAUUUUAAUUGGAAAUACGCCAGCAGAUGUAAACCAUACUCAUCAGGCCUUUUCACGGGGUUUCUACGGCUUAUUUUACCAAAAUAUCAAAUUAAAGUCAAGUUCAUAUUAAGAAUGAUAACUAUAUUAGCAUCCAAUAAUAUUGCAUAAUUUAAAUGUGCACUUCUAUGAUGUUUUGUUUAUAAAAUUGCAAUGCACACUUUAAAUGGGAAGACUUUGACUUGCUGUACGUUUUUAUUGUUCAUCAGCUAUAAAGAUACAUUUGAAUUUGAAAGUGAUUCCAAAUAUGGAAUGGUUAAAGUUAUCAUUCUUGGUGUGAACCGGUUUAAUGGUUUUACUGUAACUAAAGUAACCAGCUCUACUGUCAGGUGACAUCAUCAUGGUCCUCAGUGACAUCAUUCACUUUUAACCACAGACAAAAAGAAGAAAAACAGACUUUAUAUUGACACUGAAGUUUCAACUUUGCCGGUUUGGCUUUCUUCCUGCUCGACUGGUUUGUUUUGACAGAUCUACAUAAUCUUCAUGCAAUAACCUUGUGCUGUCAGCGGAUUGGUGCAUAUCUUCACUUUGCACAAUCAAUUCUGUAUCGGUUGAUUUAGACUGAUGGAGGUGGUGUUGGUGUUUUCGGUCAGUGUAAAUGGAGUGGACAGCCUGUUGAUCUUCUAAUCAGUCUGAUUUGAUGUCACAUGAUUUAAAAUGAGUUCGAAACAUCUCAGGAUCUUCCUUUCACUCUUGAGUUUGUCUCUCGACCAGAGACUGGACUCACUGGUGACGUUCUGGACAUUUGGGUUGCGCUUCUUCCCAGGGACUCUCAAUGUUUACACCCAACUUUAAAAUCACUUGUACAAAAGAGAAGUUGUGAUUUAAUUUAUUUUUUAUUUUGAUCCUGUUGUCGUGUUUCUUAGAUUGAAAUGUGUCUAAACUGGUGCUUUUGGAGUGUUCUCUGCUUUCCUUUCGUACAUUGCUAUAAUAUCUUCUACAGUUUUCAUGAAUCUGCUCUUUAACUCCAGAUGUCUGUGAAGGUCCGCGUUGAUGACAUGCAGUAAUACUGAGGCACGGAUGCGAAAGCUAUCAUGUCUAACCUCAUCCCUCUUUUUCUUUUUCUUUCCUGUAAUUUCUGAAAAGUAAUAAUGAAGUAUCUGUCCUUCAGACCAGAAAAAAAAGCAGAGAUGAAGGAAGACAGUUGUUGUUGGAACUAAAAUAACAAAAGACAUUUGAACAAUUAUGAUUGAGGACUCAGACUGUCACUGCUAUCUAUUCAUAUGUAAAUGUUUUUUUUUUUUUCCUCAGAUUUACUACUUGUAAAUAAGUAUCAAGGAGAAAUUAAACAUGCUUUUGCUAAAA
Molecule: messenger RNA, 8676 nt
Organism: Carassius auratus (goldfish)
Lineage: Eukaryota; Metazoa; Chordata; Actinopteri; Cypriniformes; Cyprinidae
Product: plexin-A1-like
Exons: 32
Coding region: 344-6004 (1886 amino acids)
Biological process (GO): semaphorin-plexin signaling pathway; regulation of cell migration
Cellular component (GO): plasma membrane; semaphorin receptor complex
Molecular function (GO): protein binding; semaphorin receptor activity
Source: RefSeq, a predicted model, not a curated record